Oncorhynchus nerka (sockeye salmon) is the source of this 1008-nucleotide messenger RNA. RefSeq lists its product as uncharacterized. The record is from RefSeq and is a predicted model, not a curated record. NCBI's taxonomy places the organism in Eukaryota, Metazoa, Chordata, Actinopteri, Salmoniformes, Salmonidae. The coding region runs from base 1 to 1008 and encodes 335 amino acids. The transcript has a single exon.
AUGGAUCUACCUGUACCCGUAUACCCUGAACCCAGUCCUGUACCUGUAUACCCUGUACCCAGUCCUGUACCCGUAUACCCUGAACCCAGUCCUGUACCUGUAUACCCUGAACCCAGUCCUGUACCCGUAUACCCUGAACCCAGUCCUGUACCUGUAUACCCUGUACCCAGUCCUGUACCUGUAUACCCUGAACCCAGUCCUGUACCUGUAUACCCUGUACCCAGUCCUGUACCUGUAUACCCUGUACCCAGUCCUGUACCUGUAUACCCUGAACCCAGUCCUGUACCUGUAUACCCUGAACCCAGUCCUGUACCUGUAUACCCUGUACCCAGUCCUGUACCUGUAUACCCUGUACCCAGUCCUGUACCUGUAUACCCUGAACCCAGUCCUGUACCCGUAUACCCUGUACCCAGUCCUGUACCUGUAUACCCUGUACCCAGUCCUGUACCUGUAUACCCUGAACCCAGUCCUGUACCUGUAUACCCUGUACCCAGUCCUGUACCCGUAUACCCUGAACCCAGUCCUGUACCUGUAUACCCUGUACCCAGUCCUGUACCUGUAUACCCUGAACCCAGUCCUGUACCCGUAUACCCUGAACCCAGUCCUGGACGGGUCCUGUACCUGUAUACCCUGUACCCAGUCCUGUACCUGUAUACCCUGAACCCAGUCCUGUACCCGUAUACCCUGAACCCAGUCCUGGACGGGUCCUGUACCUGUAUACCCUGUACCCAGUCCUGUACGGGUCCUGUACCUGUAUACCCUGAACCCAGUCCUGGACGGGUCCUGUACCUGUAUACCCUGAACCCAGUCCUGUACCUGUAUACCCUGAACCCAGUCCUGUACCCGUAUACCCUGAACCCAGUCCUGUACCCGUAUACCCUGAACCCAGUCCUGUACCUGUAUACCCUGUACCCAGUCCUGUACCUGUAUACCCUGAACCCAGUCCUGUACCUGUAUACCCUGUACCCAGUCCUGGACCCGGGCGGGUCCUGUACCCGUAUACCCUGA